Messenger RNA from Ylistrum balloti, 999 nucleotides. Its product is annotated as glycoprotein-N-acetylgalactosamine 3-beta-galactosyltransferase 1-like. Gene Ontology annotation, molecular function: N-acetylgalactosaminide beta-1,3-galactosyltransferase activity. The coding region runs from base 1 to 999 and encodes 332 amino acids. Gene Ontology annotation, cellular component: membrane. The record is from RefSeq and is a predicted model, not a curated record. NCBI's taxonomy places the organism in Eukaryota, Metazoa, Mollusca, Bivalvia, Pectinida, Pectinidae. The transcript has 4 exons.
AUGACAGCGACUGAGAUUACAUCAAUGAAGGACAAGAAUAUGAAAUUUCUAUCCGAUACAAAGGGAGGGCAAAUACCCGACAGCCGACGUAUCGAAAUUAUUGCACAACAAACAAAGAAUGACUCCACAGUCUAUGUAGACAAAAGACAGGCAGACAAGAUAUACCAGACUGUCUCAGUGCUGUGUUUUAUCCUCACCAUGGAGAGAAAUCUGUACAGCAAGGCCGCCGUUGUGAACGCGACUUGGGCCAGACGCUGUAACAAAGUGCUGUACGUCCUCUGCACUGACCAGAACAAUUCCGACAUCUUGUCCACGUGUUCUAUAACAGAAAGCAAAGAACAUUUGACAGGGAAAGUACGAUAUUCUAUGAAUCAUUUGUAUAAAUACUACUUAAACAAAUAUGAUUGGUUUUUAAAAGCAGACGAUGACACCUAUGUAGUGAUGGAAAACCUGCGAUAUUUAUUAUCACAUUACCCCACAGACAAGGCCGGGUAUCUAGGAUACCAUUUUAAAUUAUUCGUUACCCAAGGUUAUAUGAGUGGAGGCGCUGGCUAUGUGAUCAACAAACAGGCUCUCAAACAAGUCGUGGAACGAGGUUUCAAAUUUAAUCAUUGCCGCGAAGAUGGCGGGGACGAGGAUGUAGAGAUAGGUAAAUGCCUCCAGGCCUCAAACGUAACAGUGUUCAGUUCCUUAGACAAAUUCCAAAGAGAGACAUUCCAUACUGACUCUCCCUGGGAGCACACACUAGGCUUGCAGCCCGAAUACCUUGACAGAUAUUCCAGAAACACCGUCCACGGGGGUGUCGACUGUUGCAGCCAGUUCCCAGUGACAUAUCAUCAUCUUAAUGAGGCAAAUAUGUUAUUUUUAGAACAUAUGCUUUAUAGAACGCACGUCUGGGGCAGACACGGAAGAACAGACGUAACGGAUUUUUUCAAACCUCAAAUUGUCACUCCUCCCGACACAAAACGAAAGGACGGACAGACCGAAGUAAAGAAUUAA